This is a messenger RNA of Caretta caretta (loggerhead turtle), 3121 nucleotides long. It is a transcript of the gene HELLS, whose product is annotated as helicase, lymphoid specific. Gene Ontology annotation, biological process: lymphocyte proliferation; DNA methylation-dependent constitutive heterochromatin formation; pericentric heterochromatin formation. The record is from RefSeq and is a predicted model, not a curated record. NCBI's taxonomy places the organism in Eukaryota, Metazoa, Chordata, Testudines, Cheloniidae. Gene Ontology annotation, molecular function: chromatin binding; ATP binding. Gene Ontology annotation, cellular component: pericentric heterochromatin; nucleus.
GCGGUUUUGGUGGCUGGGUGGGUCUCGCGACACUCAUAGCUCUCGUGGCGCGCGGUAGGAAGCUUGGCGCGUGAGUUUGUGUGAGUGGAGCGGCCUCCGGAGCUUUCGCGCCAGCCAGCCAGCCAUGCCGGCCCGCAACACCCCGAGCAGCGGCGGGCACCUGGGGGCAGAGAUGGGUGAACAAGCAGAAGCAGCCGUGAUUACACCAUCCAUGCUGGAAGAGGAGGAGCAGCUGGAGGCAGCAGGGAUGGAGAAGGAGAGGCAAAUGCUGGAAAAGGCUCGCAUGUCCUGGGACAGAGACUCCAGUGAAAUGCGCUACAAGAGGCUUCAACACUUGCUUGAAAAAAGCAACAUAUAUUCAAAAUUCUUGCUGACCAAAAUGGAACAGCAGCAACUGGAGGAGCAGAAAAGGAAAGAGAAAUUAGAAAAAAAGAAAGAAAUGUUAUUAAAAGCGGCAACGAGUCAGAAUCUAACUGAUGAAAAAGAGGAGAAAUCUGUUGUGAAGAAAAAAAGAGGAAGAGAAGAUGAAACCUAUUACAUUUCAGAAGUCAUGUCCAAAGAGGAAAUCUUGUCAGUGGCCAAAAAAAGCAAAGUAGAAAAUCAGGAUGAAAGCUCUUCUAACAAACUGGGUGCAGAAGACCUACAGAAAAAUGGAGAUUCUAAUAGCGUCAUUAAAGAUAGGUUGUCACAAGCUGUACGACAUAAUGCCAAGCACUUCCUUGAUCCAGUACGGAAAUUUAAUGGGCAGCCAAUACCCUUUCAACAGCCAAAGCUUUUUUCAGGAGGUGUUAUGAGGUGGUACCAAGUUGAAGGCAUGGAAUGGCUCAGGAUGCUUUGGGAAAAUGGCAUUAAUGGCAUUUUGGCAGAUGAAAUGGGACUGGGAAAGACAAUCCAAUGUAUUGCUACAAUAGCACUGAUGGUAGAGAGAGGAGUCCCUGGACCAUUCUUAGUAUGUGGUCCCUUGUCUACUCUUCCUAACUGGAUGUCCGAGUUCAAGAGAUUCACUCCAGAGAUUCCCAUAAUGCUGUACCAUGGAGCCCAGCAGGAACGUCGUAAAUUGGUUCAAAAAAUUCACAGGCGAGAAGGUUCACUGCAAAUUCAUCCUGUGGUCGUUACUUCGUUUGAAAUAGCCAUGAGAGACAGAAAUGCCUUGCAGCAUUGCUUCUGGAAGUAUCUGAUAGUGGAUGAAGGACAUAGGAUUAAGAACAUGAACUGUCGUCUUAUCAGGGAAUUAAAACGGUUUAAUGCUGACAAUAAACUUCUGUUAACUGGCACUCCCUUGCAAAACAACUUGGCAGAACUCUGGUCACUACUUAACUUCCUGCUGCCAGAUGUAUUUGAUGACUUGAAAAGCUUUGAGUCCUGGUUUGACAUUACAAGCAUUACAGAAAUUGCUGAAGAUAUUGUUGCUAAAGAAAGGGAGCAGAACAUCUUACACAUGUUGCACCAGAUUUUGACACCUUUCUUAUUGAGAAGACUGAAAUCUGAUGUAGCUCUUGAGGUUCCUCCUAAACGAGAAGUUGUGGUCUAUGCACCACUAGCAAAGAAACAAGAAACCUUCUAUACUGCUAUUGUAAAUCGGACCAUUAAAAAGCUGCUCGGAAACAAUGAGGAAGAAGUAGUGGAGUUGAGUCCUACAGGACGACCAAAGCGUCGGAGUCGAAAAGCAGUUGAUUACCGUGAACGAGAUGGUGAUACGCCUGAUGAGCUGGAAAAACUGAUCAGCAAAAUGCAAGAAGAAGUAGAAAAAGAGAGGCCAGUGAUAGAAAUGACCAUUCCUACGGAUUCAGAAAUCAACCUUAAACUGCAGAAUAUUAUGAUGUUACUGAGGAAAUGUUGUAACCACCCAUAUCUCAUUGAAUAUCCACUGGACCCUGCCACGCAGCAAUUUAAGGUUGAUGAAGAUCUAGUGAAGAAUUCAGGCAAAUUUCUACUUUUGGACCGGAUGCUGCCAGAACUGAAAAAGAGAGGACACAAGGUGUUGCUGUUCUCACAAAUGACACUGAUGUUGGACAUUUUGAUGGAUUAUUGCUAUCUGCGGAAUUACAAAUUUAGUCGUUUGGAUGGAUCUAUGUCCUAUACAGAGAGAGAAGAAAAUAUGCAUAAAUUUAAUACAGAUCCUGAAGUUUUCAUAUUUUUAGUGAGUACACGGGCUGGAGGUCUGGGCAUUAAUUUGACUGCAGCAGACACAGUCAUCAUCUAUGAUAGUGACUGGAACCCCCAGUCUGACCUUCAGGCCCAAGAUAGAUGUCACAGAAUUGGUCAGACAAAGCCAGUUGUUGUUUAUCGCCUUGUGACAGCAAAUACUGUUGACCAGAAGAUUGUGGAGAGAGCUGCUGCCAAAAGGAAGCUAGAGAAGUUGAUUAUUCAUAAAAAUCAGUUUAAAGGUGGUAAAUCUGGGUUAAUCCAAACAAAGCGUUGCUUGGAUCCUAAGGAAUUAAUGGAAUUACUGAAAUCCAGGGACUAUGAAAGAGAGGUUAAAGGAUCCAGAGAGAAAGUAAUCAGUGACAAAGAUCUAGAGUUACUGCUGGAUAGAAGUGACCUUAUUGACCAAAUGAAAAAGUCUGAAUCAGUUGAAAAAGAAAAAGUGGGAGUGUUCAAGGUCCUAGAAGAUUCUGAAGACUCCAAUUCAGAAUGUGUAUUUUGAAGUGUGAUUGGCUUCUAAAAGUGCAGCCCAAAUGUCUCGUGACUAGCAGCUGAUCUCGUAAGGCCAUCAUUUUACAUAUAGUGACACUUGAUUAUGCUGAUUUUUUUUUUCCUCAAAGCCUGGUUCAAAUCUUUUUUCUUUUCAGUGAGUUGUAACAUGUCAGGUAGCAUACUUCAUGAUGUAGCAUACCUAAAAAUUUCAUACUUGGGAACCUCACAUGAACAAUUAAGAAAAUGAACAUGUUUCAGGUGUUUAGGUAGCAUGUGUGAUCCAGUGACAAACACUGCCAGGUUUGUACAAAAUCUUCCUGUGGAAGUCUUGCAAAAACAAUUUUUUUUCUCUCUAAUUUGACCUAAUGUGUCAUUAUGAUUUUAUUGGGAAUGGGAAGACUGUCUAGUACAUUUGUUUACAACCAAUCGUGUAACUUCAGUUUUAAAUUUUGCAAAAUAUUUUGCUAAUAAAUUUUGUCCAUUU